Contarinia nasturtii (swede midge) is the source of this 1826-nucleotide messenger RNA. Its product is annotated as ankyrin repeat domain-containing protein 13C. The coding region runs from base 115 to 1446 and encodes 443 amino acids. Gene Ontology annotation, cellular component: cytoplasm. The transcript is spliced from 8 exons. Gene Ontology annotation, molecular function: protein binding. Lineage: Eukaryota; Metazoa; Arthropoda; Insecta; Diptera; Cecidomyiidae. The record is from RefSeq and is a predicted model, not a curated record.
AAAAGCGUCGAUGAAAACAAUUUGACAGUUCAAAUUCACUACAUUUUUACACUUUUCGUACUUCUUUAAAAAAAAUAAUAAUCAUAAAUUAAAGGACCAGUAGUAUUCAUAAAAAUGGCAGACACGGAUGAAGAUAAUCUUGUUGACUGUUCGUUGCAUAAAUGCAUUUUCGAGGAUGACUAUCGGAAACUGAGUCUAUUAAUUCGUACACAUAAUGUUGCCCAAAAGGAUAAACAUGGAAAUACCGCACUUCAUUUAUCUGUUAUGCUUGGUCGCAAAGUGUGUACACAUCUAUUAUUGGCACAUGGAGCUCCUGUAAAAGUAAAAAAUCUGAAUGGAUGGUCCCCUUUAGCGGAAGCAAUCUCCUACGGAGAUAGACAGACAAUUUGUUCUCUGUUAAAAAAAUUGAAACAACAAGCCAAAGAGCAAAUUGAAGAAAGAAGACCAAACUUAGUGAAGGCUUUGAAGCAAAUGGGAGAUUUUUAUAUGGAAUUGAAAUGGGACUUUCAAUCUUGGGUACCGCUCGUGUCACGCAUUCUGCCAUCAGAUAUAUGUAAAAUUCAUAAAUGUGGAUCAUCAAUUCGACUUGAUACGACGUUGGUUGAUUUCUCUGAUAUGCGAUGGGAACGCGGUGACAUAUCAUUUAUUUUUCGGGGUGACAACAAUCCACGUGAAUCUCUUACCGUUCUAGAUAAUGAAUUUCAAUGCUACCAACGAGUUCGUUACGAAGAGACUGACACUGAAAUCGAGGAUGAAGUUGAUAUCCUCAUGUCCAGCGACAUUCUGGCCGCUCAAAUGUCAACAAAAAGUAUAAAUUUUGUUAGAGCUCAAAGCGGUUGGAUUUUCCGAGAAGAUAAAAAGGAAUUGGUUGCUGGUCAAUACAAUUGCGAUUUAUAUUCGAUCAAUGGACUGGUUUUGGAGUCACGAAAACGACGUGAGCAUCUAUCGCGAGAUGAUUUACAAAAAAACAAAGCCAUUAUGGAAUCGUUGAAAGGCGGCAACCACGCGCCAAGCCUAGAUCAAAAUGGAGAAAUUUUGCGUCGUGAAUCGCUUACUCCUCCAGCUGAGAGUAAUAUCACUUGGGAAGACUAUAUAAAUGCAGAACCCGGAGAAUAUCCUUGCCUUGGACGGCAAUUAGUUUAUAAGGAAUCAAGUAAGACAUUUCGAGCAACAGUAGCAAUGAGCAAAGAAUUUCCACUGACUGUGGAAAUGUUGCUUAAUGUUUUAGAAGUUAUUGCGCCAUUUAAACAUUUCACAAAACUUCGUGAAUUCGUGACAUUGAAAUUACCAAAUGGUUUCCCCGUCAAAAUUGAUAUCCCCAUUUUACCAACAGUUUCAGCGAAAAUAACUUUUUCACAGUUUGAGUUCCGAAACAACAUAUCGCCAGAAUUGUUUGAAAUUCCGAAAAAUUACACAGAAGACAGUAUGCGGUUUCCUGACUUAUGACGUAUUGAAAUUAUUUAUAUUUUAAACACCGAACAUUUGUUGUUCGGCAAUAGUUUAAUCACCGUACAAUUUCCAUUUAUCUAAGAUCUAAGACAUAAAUAUCUCCAUAAAUAUGAAGCGAAUGGUGUGUGAUUUAAAAACUAUUAAAGUUAUAUUUAAAUUUCCAUUCCUUCGCGAGCAGUAAAACGACAUUCUUCAUUUGGUUAACGAGUUUAUUUGGUGUGCUUAUUCAUUGUGCACACUUCUGUUAGUAUUCAUUUUCAAUAGCUUGGCUUCAUUUAUGUUUGUAUGCUAUGAACGGAAAGAAGAAUUUCAAUUCUUAGAGAACGAUUUUAUCUGUAAAAAAAAAAACAAUAAACAACAAUAAACAAUAUAUAGAA